UUAAAAUAACAUUAAUGAAAUUUAGUAGGGGUUUUGAAACUGAACAUAAGGUGAGGGAAUUCUAGAAUGAAUGUACUUUUUAAUUCUUUUAAUUUUUUUGUCUUACAGCUUCUUAUAUCUUUUCUCUGCCUUGCAUACUAUUACAGAUAAAAGGAACUGUAAUGUUGAAAGAUGGGUCACAUCAACACACUUGGAGAAAUAUGAAUAAACUGUUGUAUUGUUUUUUCCUCCCUUAGUUUGUGGUGGCCGGUAUGUUUCCUGGAAUGGGAGUGUAAUUUCACCUUAUUAUCCUAGUUACUAUCCACCAAACAUUGACUGCCACUGGAUUAUCAAGGCUCCCCUCCCUGGAUACAGAUUGAUGUUAAAAAUUAUUGUAAUACAAAUUCAGGAACAAUCUCCUGGAUCCAAGAAAUGUGAUAAAGAUUGGCUGGCAAUUGAUGGAGUAAGAUAUUGCAAAGCUAUUGCAGAAGAAAACAGAGUCAAAGAAUAUGGCUAUUCCAUUUCAAUUAGCUUCCAUUCUGAUGAACUGGUCACCCACAGACUUGUCCAAGGCAGUUUAAAUGUUCUGACCGAUCAUGCGUUCCUUUAAAUAGUAAAUGUGAUGGGUGGAAUGACUGCACAGAUGGAAGUGAUGAAAUGGAUUGUGCGUAUAAAAGAUGUCUACCUCAAUCAUAUAAGUGUCUAAAUGGGAAAUGUCCAAAAAAAUUAAAUCCAGAAUGUGAUGGCAUAAGAGACUGUGAAGAUGGAUUUGAUGAAAUGAAUUGUGCAUGUGGAAGGAGUCAAGUAACGAAAUUCAGAAUUGUAGGUGGUGAAGAAUCAAGGCCUGGAAAGUGGCCUUGGCAAGCAAGCUUGCAACUGGGAACAUCUGGUCACAUAUGUGGCGCCUCUGUAAUUUCAAAUCGGUGGUUGGUAUCUGCUGCGCAUUGCUUUCAGGACUCCGAGUCUUUAAGAUACUCCAUAGCAUCUGGCUGGACAGCAUAUAUGGGUAUAAAAAGCAUUAACAAAUACAGCAAUAAUCAAGCAGUAAUGAGAUCAAUCAAAAGGAUAAUAGUCCAUCCAAAUUAUGACCAAUACAUCUCAGAUUAUGACAUUGCACUCUUGGAAAUGGAGGCACCGGUAUUUUUCACUGAGCUGGUACAGCCCGUAUGUUUACUGAGCAGUCCUAGAGUAUUUAUUUAUGGAACUGUCUGCUAUGUAACUGGCUGGGGAGCUGUAAAAGAAAAUAGUCAACUUACAAAAACAUUACAAGAAGCCAAAGUAAAAAUCAUUAACCAAAGUGUUUGCAACAAACUUUAUGAUUUUUUAAUUACAUCUCAAAUGCUAUGUGCUGGGAAUCUGAAUGGUGGUACAGAUGCAUGUCAGGGUGAUUCUGGAGGACCAUUAGCCUGUUUAGGAAAAGGAAACAGAUGGUACCUUACAGGCAUUGUCAGCUGGGGUGAAGGAUGUGCUCGAAGAAACCGCCCUGGAGUUUAUACUAAGGUCACAGCAUUUUAUGAAUGGAUCCACCAACACAUAAACUAACAAAUGGCUUAAAACAAAGCUGAAAGCAUCCAUACGUCCUUCAAUUACUAUGUACAAAACAGAUUGUAUAAAACGUUUUAAAAAAGCAAUUUGGAUGUUUUUGUUUAAAAUAAAAAAAAUUACCUUUUUGCACUAAAUAAUUAUUUAAUUAAGCAUGGGUAAUUUUCACUAUGUGAGCGCUGGUGGUAUUCUAUCAGCAAGAGGGAUUAGGAUUUUGUUGAAUGUUUCUUGGUUUGAUUUGUCUUCUGCUUUUCAUAUAUUUUCAUCUUGGUUUUGAUAUUUUCUCUUAAGAUGCAUAGCAGUAGUCAAUUUUUGAGAUGUAUAUAGAACUUUGCAAUUAUGCUGAAAAUAAAGGUCAGUUUCUUUGGAACAGAUGCUGGGUACUGCUGACAUCUCAGCAUUCAGUCAGAGUUCCUUUUAAAUUUAACUGGCUUGAACCUUGUGUUCUUUAAUUCCCUAGUAGAUUUUUUUGCUUUCUCUCCUCUAUUCCACAUUGCAUCUUGUUAAUAUGUAAAUGUUAACUGUAACAAAAUAAUGAAUUGGACAGAAACCUCCAAAAUUGGAGCAAUUGCUCAAUACCCAUGAACCUACAGGUAGUCCUUGAUUCAUUUAAUGACAGUUCAAAGUUACGACGGUCUCAGAAAAAGUG
Molecule: messenger RNA, 2170 nt
Organism: Thamnophis sirtalis
Lineage: Eukaryota; Metazoa; Chordata; Lepidosauria; Squamata; Natricidae
Source: RefSeq, a predicted model, not a curated record